AUGCUGCUCGGCGAAGACGACUUCAUUCGGUGCUGCCAAGUCUUCCUCGUACAUGGAAGUGCUGGCUCCGUGGAGCAGAAAGCUGCGCACAACCAGCUACUGCUCUUCCAGCAGCUCCCAACAGCGUGGCAAGUUGCGUUGCAAGUCUUGUGUCGACCGACAGCCGUUGGUAUUGGCGCGAACCCAACUCCAGAAGCAGCCAUGUUCAUUUCAGCACAACUUGUCCGCCACGCGGUGCCCCUAUUAACAGAACCAGACCAAAUUCAAGUCCGUGACCGUCUCUUGUGCUUUCUCCAACACACCACGGCCUCCGGCGUUCGACGUUCCAGCAAUGUCACUCCUGUAGACCGCCUGGUGUGCCUCGGACUCGCAAGUGCUGUUGUACACAUUAAGUCAGGCUGGUCCUCGUGGAAAGAGCAACUGCAGGUGGCAUUGGUGGGCAAUACUGGCGAUUCGAAUGUCGGACUGCAGCUUCUGCUAGAAGUCUUGGCUGGCAUCCCCGGUGAGGUGUACGGGACCUGCAGUGCCGCGGCCCUGCACGGCUUGGACGUGAUGCCGCAUUUACAAGCGAUGGUCGAUCAGUUUCAGUCGCAAAAGCAGCACGUGAUGCAACUCGUACUCGAAACGCUGCGUUCAGCACCCGACGCUGCCAUCUUCGCGCUGACCGUUCUUCAAAAUUGGGGCCGCGAUACCAUGCCGUUUUUGUGCGUGGAGUUUGGCCUGCAUUGCUUGGACCUCCAUGACGGGGGGCUCAUAGGCCCAUUGAUGGACUAUGUUGUGUCGGUGGAGAAACCAGACUUAUCCCAGUUGGCGACUGAGAUCAUUUGCGAUGCCUUUGCCCAUGCCACGUCCCGUUCCUCGUCAACCGCAUCGGUUGAAGGGGCGCGAUCCGAAGCGGUGCUCGUCGUGCGACUGGCCAAACAAAUCUUGUCCACACGUUCCAACUUGACAUCGUUAUUGGCAUCGUGGUCGACCAUCGACGACCCAGACGAUUCACAAGUCGUCGUGGCUCGAAAUUUGUCCAAAAUUGCCACGACAGUCGCAUGCGGUGACUCGCACUGCUUGUUUGCCGACGGAUGGUGCCGCGAAGUCCGCCGAGCCGAGGGGUGCAGCGAUGCGUUUGGCUUGGAAUUUUUGCAAUACCUCGUUUCAUGCACUUCGUUUCCAGUGCCGUCGGUUGUCGAACCGACCUUGGAAUUCUGGUACACCGUUCUGGACAUGCACCGGCGGUGGAAGGACGUGGUUGGCGGGUUUACGAGUGAAGCCUGGGCUGACUUUGUCAAUGCAGCGCUCCCGACGAUCCAAGAAGUCGUCGGGCUCCUCCUGCGUCGGUGCCAGUUUCCAGCGCAUUAUAUACAAACCAACAAGCUCCAAUCCGACCAUCCCGACGUUGACGACGUUCGGGACUUGCGCAGGGACAUCGGCGAUGCUCUCCUGAGUCUCUUUUCCAACUGGCCGUCCGACAAUUUAACUCGACCAGGAUCGUUCGUGUGCCUUACCCACGUGGUACAAAUGCUCCAGGCUGCAUCCAACAUCCAGGAGCUGGACGCGCUCCUGUUUGUCCUCGACUACAUGGUGGAACUCUUCGACUUGGACGAUCUCGAACCAUCGGAUCCCAUGUACACGGCGGUUCUCGAGGUGUGGCAGAGCGCCGUCCAUGAAUUCGGUCGGAUUCCAGACCACGUCCUCUUGUUGCACGGCACGGCGAGACUCAUUAGCUCGCUGGUGCUUCCAAUACAGUUCGCCGCCACGUCGUACGUCACGAUGGCCACCGUGCUUGCCAAGGGUCUGCACUACCCCGCCGUCUGUCCGAGUAGUGCCAAAGCCCUCCUGAGAUUGAGCACUACUCUCGUGAAGCGCAAAGUCGGCUUGGCCGUCCGAGGCGACUGCAUUCAGCUCCUCUUGGCCACAAUCAACCAGGACUCAGUGCAUCACAUCCUCCAGUCCCAGGAAACGGCAUACGGCGACUUUCUCGAAGCGCUGCUGCGCUUCGGACACAACUUUCCAGACUCGGAUUACGUGCUUUUGGUAAACCAUGCGUUUCCUCGACUCGUUUCAUCGCUCCAAGCGAUGGGUGGUCCGUCCACUGCUCCCCACGACGUUGCGUGCGUCAUGUACUUGCUGGCACGUGGCCUCCGGGGGAUUCAGAACCUGUCCAUCCGUGAUGCCUUCCUGUCCCAAGAGUGGCCGUUGAUUGCAGCGAUCGCGGCCUACCACGGCAGCCACCCCAAAGUUCGCGACAACGCUGUCGAGAUGUUUGUGUCUGUGAUUCCGUCGACUGCGAACGUUGAAACUUUAGUUGCGAUUGCUCACUUGAGUCUCGGAUGGCACGACCAGUACGCGGCACCCCACGCGCUGUCGUGCUUGAGCUUGUUGGCGUCGUCUCAGCCGACGUUGCACCCUCAAGUCCUUGACUACCUCAUCGUGGCAUUCAAGUCGUUUUGUGGCAAAUUCAACUACAUCCCGAACGCGGCCUCGACGCGCGCAGCCCUGCUCGAUCGCUUCCAGCACCCGACGGAAGACUUAGCUCUCGAAGCCACGCAGUUCUUUUUGCUCUUGCGCCAAGUCUUGCGAAGUGCGCCGACGUUGCUGUGCCGAGGCGGCGACUCAACUCUCCUCCUCGAUAUCCUUCACUUUUGCUGCGACGUCGUGGCGGUGGACCACAAACUCCCCGACGUGACGGACGCCGUUUGCGGAUUUUUCAGCGAUCUCCUUGCCAUGGACCACGAUGGCCCUGUCGAGGCCUUGCUGCACCGCAUUGCGUACGCGUGGGUGGAAUCCCUCUUGGUGUUUGUGGCCAUUAGCACGAUUUCAACCAAGACUCGGUGUGUCUCGAACGUUUUUCACCAAGCCCUUCACGCCGGGCAAGCUGACAGCUCCUUGCGAGAUGCUUUCGGUGCCGCGCUGCAGCAAGUCCUCGUUCAAAGGCAAUUGUUCCAGCAGCAAAUGACGGCAGCCGACGCCCACUUGCUGACCCAGUCAAUGCUCGGCGUCAAAGAUCGCCGCAAGUUUCAAGUGCUUCUCAACACUACGUCCAUGUACUUGCAAGGGUAUGGUCCUCCGCCGUGGUCGGCCGUGUCGUCGCCACUCAUGAGCCCCCGUGGUGGAGCCGCCGCGUCGUCCUUCCUCGACGUCCUGCACUAGCAUUCCCCCGUCCACCGUGGAAAAUGCUGGCGUGCGUUUCGACUGAUGGCGCGGACGGAUGAAAACUUACACGCACAACUGCAUCUCGUUAACACGAUGGUCGGGAUUAUAACGAUGCGCAUCCACUGCCCCGAGGAAUGCUGUGUUAUGCACGCAAGUGAUGCCGA
Messenger RNA from Aphanomyces invadans, 3311 nucleotides. RefSeq lists its product as hypothetical. Bases 1 to 3144 code for a protein of 1047 amino acids. The transcript is spliced from 11 exons. Lineage: Eukaryota; Oomycota; Saprolegniomycetes; Saprolegniales; Verrucalvaceae. The record is from RefSeq and is a predicted model, not a curated record. Gene Ontology annotation, biological process: protein import into nucleus. Gene Ontology annotation, cellular component: cytoplasm; nuclear membrane.